GGGAGGCGGCUGCCAGGGCGAUGCCGGGAGGGGACGGACGCACGGACGGUCAGUGGCUCGAGAGGAAGAGCCGAAGCCGCUCGCCCGUUCGUUCGCUCGCUGCCAGCCAUGCACUAGACGCGGACCCUUUAAACCAGCCGAAGCAGACUUGGACAUUGUUGGGCUCGUCGGCGCAAUGUCAGGCAACAACGCAGGCAACGUCGACCCGGCCUUCGCCAGCAUCCCGCGCAACUCCACCGGACUGCACAUAUGGAGGAUAGAGAACCUGAAGGUGGUGGCCCUGCCGAGGGACCAGUACGGCCAGUUCUCCGAGGGCGACUCGUACAUCGUCUACGCGGCCUCCGAGUACGGCAAGCCGGCCACGGCCGACAUGAAGCCGUCUCCCGUCAAGGGCAACCCUGAAAUCCACCUGCACUUCUGGCUGGGGCUGGAGACGUCGCAGGACGAGGCCGGCGUCGCCGCUUACAAGACGGUCGAGCUCGACGACCUGCUCGGCGGAGGGCCCGUCCAGCACCGAGAGAUCCAGGGACAGGAGUCCUCCCGCUUUCAGGCUUACUUUCCCAAGGGCAUGCGCCUGAUGAAAGGGGGCGUGUCUUCCGGCUUCAAGAAGGUGACGGACACGUUCACGCCGCGGCUGUACAGGGUGAAAGGUCGCAGGUCGCCCGUGAUGACCGAGAUGGCGGCCAUCAGCUGGAAGCACUUCAACAGCGGCGACUGCUUCAUCAUCGACACCAAGGACAUCGUCUUCGUGUGGACCGGCAAGAAGGCCAACAACAUGGAAAAACUCUCGGCGGCGAAGAUGGCCCAGCAGCUGAAGACCGAGCACGAGGCGACUGGCGUCGUCUUCAUCGAGGAGGGCCAGGAGCUCGCCCUUCCGGACGUCGAAAGGAAGAUCCUGUCGCUGUACCUGGACCCCAAGGCGGCCAGGUCGGAGAUCGCCGAGGCCACCGAGGACGCGAACGACGCCGCAGUCGAGACCGCGGCGCGCCAGCAGCUCCGCCUUUACCACUGCAGCGACGAGUCAGGCACUCUAAAGGUCACAGAGGUCAAGACCGGCCCGCUCAGCCAAUCAGAUCUCUCGUCCACUGACUCCUACAUCGUGGACAACGGUGCAAACGGCAUUUGGGUGUGGGUGGGAAAGCGGGCCAGUCCAAAGGAGCGCGUGGAGGCGAUGCGCAACGCUCACGGCUUCGUCAAGAAGAAGGGCUACCCGAGCCACACAGCCGUCACCAGGGUGAUCGAUGGCGGCGAACCAGUCGACUUCAAACAGCUGUUCGUUUCAUGGCGCAACAAGGACCAGACCAGCCCCGCCAUGCUCAACCAGCGCCCAAAUUCCGCAAACCGGAUCGCCAGGACAGUGUCAACGGUGUUUGACGCGACGACGUUGCACGAGAGGCCGCAGAUGGCGGCCGAGACGCAGUUGGUGGACGACGCGAGCGGUGACGUGCAGCUGUGGCGCGUGCGAAAGUUCGGCCUUGAGAACGUUGAAGACAAACACGAAGGUAUCUUCUUCUCUGGCGACUGCUACCUGCUGAAGUACACCUACCUGAACGGCACCAAGGAGCAGUACAUCCUCUACUACUGGCUGGGUCUGGAGAGCUCCCAGGAUGAGCAGGGUACAGCGGCCCUGAAGGCCGUGGAGAAGGACAUGGAGCUGGGUGGCUCUGCCGUUCAGGUCAGGGUGACUCAGGGCAAGGAGCCGCCGCACUUCCUCUCGCUCUUCGCCGGCAAGUUCAUCAUCAUCAACGGCGGCUACGCGUCCUCCUUUGACGAGUCUGAGGGACAGAAGACGCGCGAGUGGGUCGUGCCUGAGGAGUACAUGCUUCAGGUCUACGGCAACAGCAAGAUCAACACCAGGGCCACUCAGGUGCCAUUCAGAGCCGCGUCGCUCAACACGAAUGACGUGUUUGUAGUGAAACACAAAGGGGGCGUGUACGUUUGGUGCGGCAAGGGAUCAACGGGAGACGAGCGAGAAAUGGGCAAGGGUAUCGCCUCAAAGGUGGGUGGAGAAGACAACACCUUCGUCUCUGAAGGACAGGAAAAGGAGGACUUCUGGAAGGUUCUUGGCGGGAAAGAGCCUUACGCCGACAGCAAACGUCUCUCCGACGCUGCAGACCCGAUGCCAGCGCGUCUGUUCCAAUGUUCCAACGCCACAGGCACGUUCCGUGCCGAAGAGAUCGUGAACUUCGCCCAGACCGACCUGAUCCCUGAGGACGUGAUGCUGCUGGACGCGAACGAGUGCAUCUUCGUGUGGGUGGGCAGCGAGUCGCGCAAGGACGAGCAGAAGGCGGCCGUCGAGCUGGCCCUCGAGUACCUGCGCACGGACCCUUCGGGCCGCGGUCAGGGCACGCCCCUUCUGCAGCUCAAGCAGGGUUUCGAGCCGCCGAACUUCACUGGCUUCUUCGGCGCUUGGAAUCCGAACCUGUGGAGCGAAAACAAGUCCUUCGAGCAGAUGCGUGCCGACCUCGUCAGCCAAAAUGGCGUCAUCAAGCUCGACGUCAGCUCUGUCAAUGGCGGCAGAUCCACCUUUAAGGACUACCCGAAGUACCCGUUGAGCGUGCUGAGUGAGAAAGACCCUGAAAAGCUUCCUGAGGACGUCGACCCGACAAACAAGGAGAUGCAUCUGUCGAAUGAGGAGUUCAGCACACUCUUCGGCAUGGACUUUGCCGCGUUCGAGGCGCUGCCGCAGUGGCGCCGCGCCAACCUCAAGAAGCAGGCCGGCAUCUUCUGAACAAAACAAAUAAUAAUUUGUAAGCAAACGCGUUGUGAAACCUACGAUUAAGUUGAAAUAAAUUUUUUGCCCUUUAUUCCA
Messenger RNA from Cloeon dipterum, 2812 nucleotides. Its product is annotated as villin-1-like. The transcript has 12 exons. Gene Ontology annotation, biological process: actin filament severing; barbed-end actin filament capping; cytoskeleton organization. Gene Ontology annotation, molecular function: phosphatidylinositol-4,5-bisphosphate binding; actin filament binding. The coding region runs from base 176 to 2731 and encodes 851 amino acids. The record is from RefSeq and is a predicted model, not a curated record. NCBI's taxonomy places the organism in Eukaryota, Metazoa, Arthropoda, Insecta, Ephemeroptera, Baetidae. Gene Ontology annotation, cellular component: actin cytoskeleton; cytoplasm.